AUGGCGGCCGGGGAGCCGGGGCAUUCAGGUGGCUACUACUUCAGGUUCCUGCCUCAGAGACCCUUCCCGUCCCUGAGCGCCCCGGAGACCACCAGCCGGCUCCGCCAGUGGUCCAUGCUGGGCAGGAUGAAGGCGCAGGCGUUCGGGUUCGACCAGACCUUUCAAGCCUACCGGAAGGACGAGUUCGUCAUGAUUUUUUUCCAGAGUGGUUCUGAAAUUCCACAUUUAAGGAUCAUAACUGGAGCAACAGGUUCUACCAUGACUUUAGGAACUGAAGUGAAAAAAAUUGAAGCUAUAAACAUACCGUGCACACAGCUUUCAAUGUCAUUUUUUAAUCGGUUGUAUGAGGAAGAUAUUGUACGAGACAGUGGACAUAUUGUUAAGUGUUUAGAUUCUUUUUGUGAUCCAUUUCUGAUUUCUGAUGAAUUACGAAAAGUUUUGCUAGUGGAAGACUCAGAAAAAUAUGAAAUAUUCAGCCAGCCAGACAGAGAAGAGUUCCUGUUUUGUCUUUUUAAACAUCUUUGCCUUGGUGGAUCCCUUUGUCAGUAUGAAGAUGUGCUUAAACCGUAUCUGGAGACAGCAAAGCUUAUCUAUAAGGACCUGGUGAGUGUUCGAAAACAUCCUCAAACCAAGAAAAUACAAAUUACCUCUUCUGUCUUUAAAGUUACAGCCUACGAUUCUGCUGGUGUGUGCUACCCUUCAACAAAGAACCACGAACAGACAUUUUCUUACUUUGUGGUGGACCCUGUCAAGCGUCAUGUCAACGUUUUAUACCAUUGUUACGGUGUGGGGGACAUGUCUUAA
Castor canadensis (American beaver) is the source of this 804-nucleotide messenger RNA. NCBI's taxonomy places the organism in Eukaryota, Metazoa, Chordata, Mammalia, Rodentia, Castoridae. The record is from RefSeq and is a predicted model, not a curated record.